GCUGCCGGCCAGCCGUGCCGCGUCUGCUCUGCUCUGCGCUGCUCUCCAGGUAAGCGCGGCGCUUCCCGCCCGCGGGGCCGUGCGGCUGGGGGGGCUUCAGCCGGGGCUCGGCUUUUGUGGGGUGCGGAGGGCCCCGACGUGACAUCCCCGUCGUGCCGGGGCUUCGCCUGGCCGGGAUGGGCCGGAGCCGGGGUGAGGGGCAGCGACGGCUUCUCCCGAGGAGGGAUAUGCCGCGAGGCAGGAUGCGGCGAGAUGAGGCUGCUGUUCCGAGGUGUCAGAACGUGUUGUCGCUCCUAUGCAGGAUAAACCAAAGCAGCGUCAAGUUUCGGGACCUCUUCGCUGUGUGGCUGCCCUGUGGUUUCUUUCAAAAGUGCUAGUUUCUGGCUACGGGUGUCGUCGUUCGUCCAUCCAAAUUUUGGAAGGUUCUCUCUGUUGGUAGAGUGCCUUCCUGCAGGAAUCAUAUAAUAUUUUUAGAUAUUAGGCAGAAGUUCUUUCCCCAGAGGGCGGUGAGGCGCUGGCACAGCUGCCCAGAGAAGCUGUGGUGCCCCAUCCCUGGAGGCAUUCAAGGCCAGGUUGGAUGGGGCCCUGGGCAGCCUGAGCUGGUGGGGGGCAGCCCUGCCCACGGCACGGGUUGGAGUGCAUGGGCUGUGAGGUCCCUUCCAACCCAAACCAUUCUGUGAUUCUGUAUCAUUGAGGCUUCCAGGCCAGAGCUUGGAGUGCUGCACUCACCCCCCUGCACGCUCCUUCCGGCGGUCCCAUUGAAGCUCACACCUCCCCGCACCUCGGGUUUCGCCGCAGGUUUGCAGGGCUGAGUGUGGGUCAGUGAACUUGACAGACUGCUCUCACACUGAGCCCUUGUCCUGGGUGUCCCCGUUUGCCCUGAGUAAAGUUACACUCACGCCUUCAGCGCAUUACAAAGAGCCAAAGGAAGCGGCUUGGCCUACUGGGACUGGGUAAAGCCUACUGGGACUGGGUUGCAUCGAGCGAGGCAGCGGAAUGUGAGGGGUGAGACGGGCGCCGUUUGGGUCAUUGGUCAAUGAAAUGGGCAAGGUUCAGGUGCUGCUACUCGGCUGUGGCUGUGCUUCUGCGUUAGUGCUCAUCCUGUGUUGUGGACACGUGCAUCCUUAAAGCAGUCUCUGGCAAUGAGGGCCUCAGUGUGGUGAAUCCAACUCCCUGGCAGGAGCCGGCUUUUCUUCCUCUGAGGGUGACAGAGCACUGGAACAGGCUGCCCAGAGAGCCUGUGGAGUCUCCUUCUCUGGAGAUAUUCAAGACUCCUCUGGAUGCUUUCCUGUACAAUCUACUGUAGAGAACCUCCUUUAGCAGGGAUUUGGACUUGAUGAUCUCCUGAGGUCUCUUCCAACCCGUACAAUUCUAUCUUCUGCCACAGACCCCUUGGUUCACAGCUUCUCACGAGGUGAGUGCACAGAUGGAAAGCUGCUGACCUGGGCAAACACCUGAAUAAGUCAGUUUUGUUAGCAUUACUACUUUUUAUUUAUUUUCCUGCAGUGUGGCUAUCUCCUGCUAUGUGAUAACGAUGUCUGCAAGCUCAUUCGUUUGCAACUUGGAUAUAGCAAACAAGUAUUCUUGCAAGCUUCCCCAGCCCUGCACCCCCAGCAAGGUCUCAUUGCUGCAGACUGAGAUGGUGCGUUGUGCUAUCUGAAGUUGAGGUUGUUUGUUCCUCUAUGGAGGGAAGUGGGCAGAAUCACAGGAUGUCAGGGGUUGGAAGGGACCUCAUAAGGUCAUCUAGUCCACUCCCGUGCCAGAGCAGGAACACCUAGAUUGGGUCACGCAGGUACACGUCCAGGUGGGUUUUGAAUGUCUCCAGAAAAUGAGACCCCACAGGCACUCUGGGCAGCCUGUAGUACUGGGGAAGAAUACAUCCAACUGCCAGGCAGACAGUUGCUGCAUCCUUUAGCAGCGAAGUGAUUUGUGUGUGUGUGUGUGUGUGUGUGUGUGUGUGUGUGUGUGAGUGAGAGAGAGAGGUUCUGGGUGCUGUAGGCAUUAAUCCCAGCUACAGCUGAUAUCUGACCCAUAGAUCCAGUUCCACCAUCCCAGCAAAUCUGAUUAUUUGGACUCUUGCCCUCUCUUGUUUUGGAAACAGCUUUUUAUAGGGUUAUAACUCUUCUGUUAUAACUGUCACUCAGUUAGAUAACACCUUUUCUGCCUCUUGUCCCACCCUACCAUUCCUAACUUUUAUUUUUAUUUCCUAUAUAUAACCAUCUAUGUAUUUGUAAUAGGCAGAGUUUCAUGAUAACGCUUUUUCAGGGCAUCACUCACAGUACGAGUGCUGCAUCCCAUAACUGCUCAGAGUGAGACUGCUAUGCUCUGAGCUUUAUCUUGUGAAGCACAGGUAGAAACUGCACAAGUGUGUGGAAAGAUCUUACAACAAGGAACAGCAAUAUCUUCCUGCAACGUGUUACUUGUUCUGUAAGUUUGGGCAGAACUGAGUUUACCCGACUCUACUAUGAAGAAGUGACCAAGAAUGGAUGCGACAUAAAACGGAAGUCAUGCAGACUUAGUCACCAGUCUUGGUGAACUACUUACUGUUCAGGCUUUACAUCCAAACACUUGAAUUGUUUCAGUACUGCUGACAAAGGAAAGAUGACCUCUACUGUAAAUCCACCACCAUACUACGAAAAUCAUGGCUUCCAGACAGAAAACUACUAUUCUGCCAGGCCACAAGUAGGUGCUAACCCAUAUCCACAGUACUUUUCUACGAAUGUUCCAUCAGUGCCAACCUAUAUCCCAAGAGUUUCAACCCAUCAGUCAAGCAUUCCAGUAGCACCUCCAUCCAGUUCGUCCAGGAUGUGUUCAUCAAGCAUAAAGAAAAUCGUAAUAAUUACAUUAUCCAUUUUACUAGUCAUCUGUUGUGCAAUUGCUGCUUUCCUCAUCUGGUAUUUUGUCGAGAAUCGUUGUCUCGGAUCCUUAAUAGAGUGUGGAUCUUCGGGAGUGUGCAUUUCUCCCUCAGUGUGGUGUGAUGGAGUGACUGACUGCCCAAAUGGGGAGGAUGAAAACCGGUGUGUUAGACUUUAUGGACCAAACUUCAUUCUCGAAGUUUAUUCGCCUGUCAGCCAAACCUGGUACCCUGUUUGUCAAGAUGACUGGACUGAUGAUUUUGGGAAGAUUGCAUGUGAAGACAUGGGCUACAAUGUAGAUACGUAUUACUAUAGUCAAGGAGUAGCAGCUGAAGUCUCCUUUAAAAGCUUUAUGAAGCUAAACACCAGUGCGGGGAAUACAGACUUGUACAAAAGGCUGCAAAGCAGUGAUUACUGUGCAUCAGGAAAUGUGGUUUCUCUGCGCUGCAUAGAGUGCGGCCUGCCCACUAAAAGCACAGCUGUCAUGAGCAGGAUCGUGGGUGGCAGCAUGGCGUCGCUGGGGCAGUGGCCGUGGCAGGUGAGCCUCCAUGUGCAGGACACCCACGUCUGUGGAGGCUCCAUCAUCACCCGCGAGUGGCUGGUGACGGCGGCCCACUGUGUGGAGGGGCUAUUUUCUGACCCGUACAUCUGGUCUGUUUAUGCUGGGAUUCUGAGUCAGAAUGAGAUGCACUCAAGGCCUGGAUACAGAGUGCAAAAAAUAAUUUCCCAUCCAAAUUAUGAUACAGAUUCUAAAGACAAUGAUGUCGCCCUUAUGAAGUUAGAGACACCGCUGAGUUUUACUAAUACAAUACGACCAGUUUGUCUGCCUAACCCGGGAAUGAUGUUCCAGCCUAAUCAGCAGUGCUGGAUAUCUGGGUGGGGAGCAGAGUACCAAGGAGGUAAAACAGCAAAUGACUUGAAUUAUGUCAUGGUACCCUUAAUAGAACGUUCUACAUGUAAUUCUGUCUAUGUCUACGAUGGCAUGGUCUUGCCUACAAUGGUCUGUGCUGGAUAUUUACAAGGAGGAAUUGAUUCUUGUCAGGGUGACAGCGGAGGUCCUCUGGUAACAAACAAAAACUCUGUGUGGUGGUUGGUUGGAGAUACCAGCUGGGGAACUGGCUGCGCUAGUCCCAAUAGGCCUGGAGUUUAUGGAAAUAUGACUGUGUUUACAGACUGGAUUUAUAAAAAUAUGCAGGCCAACAGAUGACAACGCCAUUUCUCAUUCCAUGUUUCUGAGAACAAGAGAAAAUGAAGCCAUGGGUGCCUGGGAUAUUUAUUCACUUUUACAAAUGAUUUUGCUCUUUGAAUUUUUUUUUUUUUAAAUAACAUGAAGGAUUGCACACUGGAUUACGUGCUGACUACAGUGACUGAUUUUAGUCAGUGAGAGAUUAGCACAAUAAGCGCCUUUAUUGAUGGGGUGCCUGGCAGAAAGGUGUUCUGCUAACUGCUUGCUGAGAUUUUUUUUUUUUUAGCUGAGUAACUUUCACUUGGUAAUCAGGUGCAGGUUUAACAUGGAAAUCUUAAUCACAACUUCCGAUUUUUGUAGCAGGAUGCUGAGACAGUUGGUUUUGUAGGGUUUUAAAUUAACUCUUAAGUAAUGUGAGCAUUGAAUCUCUGAGCUGCUGGUUGGCAAUGUAAGAAGAAAUGAAUGUUUUCUGGUAUAUAUGAAGGGAAGUUUUCAUGCACUACGGUAGUAGAGGCACAGAAAAAGAAAUACAAACUGUAUAUUCAGGUAGAUAUAAAUCCUCAGGAUCGUGACAGCCAUCAUCCAACUCAGAUUGCUCCAAGUAAGAUCAGUCUGAUCCACUGAGUAACUAAAAGUGCUCUUCUGCCUUAAACUGCUGUGAAUCCUGAAAGGGCAGGACCUGCCGUCGCUCCCUAUGUAGGUGACAGAGGAAGGAGGGAGCUGAGCAUCCUGCCAGCGAGGUCCCCUGCCACGUGCAUCCAGAGGAUGUGACGCUGCUCCGUGGGGUGUGCUGCAGGCAGUAGACCUCUGGCUGCAGUGCCCAUCUGGGGGCUGGGUGUUGAGGAUGAGGAGACACAAACCCGUGUUUCUGCCUAACCAGAUGAACUACCUCAUUUAUUAAAUUUGGCUUUUAAUACUUUAGGGCUCUCUUUUAGGUAUCUGGAUGAUGUUUUUAGCAAAAUGCAAUGAAUAUCAGAGUGCCACUUUGACUAGGAUUUGGAAAAUAAUUUAUAAUCAUAGGACAGAGGAUCAAAAAGCCAUAACAAGUCACUUUUAUUAAGAAGGAUAAUUUUUUUUUUUUUGUAAUAAAUGACUCUACUAGUCUUGUUUUCUGGUGGCACUGAAAUGCAAUUACCUUGCAUGGAAAUGCUGCACCAAAUAAAAACAUAUAUUUUUUUUUACAAAUAA
Gallus gallus (chicken) is the source of this 5229-nucleotide messenger RNA. RefSeq names its product transmembrane protease, serine 2 (gene TMPRSS2). Lineage: Eukaryota; Metazoa; Chordata; Aves; Galliformes; Phasianidae. Gene Ontology annotation, cellular component: membrane. The coding region runs from base 2602 to 4062 and encodes 486 amino acids. Gene Ontology annotation, molecular function: protein binding; serine-type endopeptidase activity. Gene Ontology annotation, biological process: protein autoprocessing. The record is from RefSeq and is a predicted model, not a curated record. The transcript has 16 exons.